GGAAUAACUUUUCCAAUUUUGAGUAAGUGAAAUUAUAAUUCCAUUCCACUGCUUAUCAUCAUCUCUCUCCAUCUGGGUCUUCGUCUUCUCCAACUCGCUCCUUUGUCACCGCCGACUGAGUUCCUCAGGUACGGCUCCCCUUUAUUUAUUUUAAUAUCUCACUCUCCUCUUGCUCAACCCCUGAAAACCACAAGCAAUCCGACACAACCAUCUGUCAUUCUCACUCUCAACAAGCAACACACCCAGUCGAAGGUAGCUGCUCGUCCCAGUCGGAGGUCCGUGUCAGAGACACUCUUCUCUUCUUCCUCCUGCUUUUCUAAUCUGUUGCAGAGACAACUCUUCGAAUUGGGAAAGCCCAGAAAUGGUGGGAGAAAGGGCUUCACCCAAAUAUGAAGGAGGUGGAAUCUGCAGAAGACCUGGUAGAAUCCCUUUCAAAAGCUGGGGAUAAGCUAGUUAUUGUUGAUUUCUUUUAUCCUGGUUGUGGUGGCUGCAGAGCUCUUCAUCCCAAGAUUUGUCAAAUGGCAGAGAUGAACCCAGAUGUUCAAUUCCUUCAGGUCAACUAUGAAGAGCACAAAUCCAUGUGUUAUAGUCUCAAUGUCCAUGUUUUGCCUUUCUUCCGCUUCUACAGAGGAGCUCAUGGACGUUUAUGCAGCUUUAGCUGUACUAAUGCCACGAUCAAGAAAUUCAAAGAUGCAUUGGCCAAACACACCCCGGAUCGCUGCAGCAUCGGGCCAGUAAAAUGGCUGGAAGAGAAAGAGCUCUUAGCUCUGGCUGCUAAUAAAGAUCUUUCAUUCAACUACACACCAAAGCCUGUUGAGGAGCCUGUUCCUGCAGAAAAACAACUAGUUGUGGCAGAAGCAGAAUCAUCUUCUACUUCUAGCAAAGAACCUGUUCUUCCAAGAACAUCAAGGUUUGCUCAAGAUUUUGAGGAGAAAACAGUAUUGGCCGCCGCUGGGAGAUGAUGCGCUAAUUUUUUCGCCGUCCCCGACUGACUACAUCCAUGUACAGUUUGGGUUAUACUUCUCUUUUAUCAUCCUGUAAUAUCCACCAUCCAUUAUAGAUGUCAAAAAAUGACAGCCAUAAAAUCAAGGUCAAGACAAACUGUACUGAGUGUCCCCAAGGAGUUGUUGUAGCCUUAGGCCUUUGGAUUUAUUUUUUUGGAUCCUGGCCUUAGUAGUUUUCUUUUUUAUUUUUAUUUUUUGCUAAUAUUCAAGAAGAGCAAACAAUUGUGUUUUGUUUUGUUGGUUUGCUCUUUUAUGUUGUGGAGGGAAAAACUCACCUCCUCUUUUGUGAUUGUAAAAAAGCUUGUUCUUCUAUUCUCAUGUAGAAGAUAUAUAUAUAUAUAUAUAAAUACAUAACAUAAAUUUUUACUUUA
Molecule: messenger RNA, 1375 nt
Organism: Humulus lupulus (European hop)
Lineage: Eukaryota; Viridiplantae; Streptophyta; Magnoliopsida; Rosales; Cannabaceae
Product: thioredoxin-like 1-2, chloroplastic
Exons: 4
Coding region: 390-962 (190 amino acids)
Biological process (GO): cell redox homeostasis
Source: RefSeq, a predicted model, not a curated record